This is a messenger RNA of Thrips palmi, 1947 nucleotides long. RefSeq names its product polyubiquitin-C. Gene Ontology annotation, molecular function: ubiquitin protein ligase binding; protein tag activity. The record is from RefSeq and is a predicted model, not a curated record. The transcript has 9 exons. Gene Ontology annotation, cellular component: nucleus; cytoplasm. Lineage: Eukaryota; Metazoa; Arthropoda; Insecta; Thysanoptera; Thripidae. The coding region runs from base 164 to 1765 and encodes 533 amino acids. Gene Ontology annotation, biological process: protein ubiquitination; modification-dependent protein catabolic process.
CGAAAUCUGCAAAGGAUAGGAGGAGGCCUUUGGGUUGGAGGCUACGGAUGUUGUGACCCAGCUGUCAUUUGCAACAUUUGGGGGAGUCAGUUGUGUGGCACCGUUGCGAGGCGUAGGAAGCAAAAAUCUCUACAGAUCGUCCAUCCUGGUUCUAUCAGCAAACAUGCAGAUCUUCGUGAAAACCCUUACGGGUAAGACCAUCACUUUGGAGGUGGAGCCCUCGGACUCUAUUGAGAAUGUUAAGGCCAAGAUUCAAGACAAGGAGGGUAUUCCCCCAGAUCAGCAGCGUCUGAUUUUCGCUGGCAAGCAGCUGGAAGAUGGCAGGACUCUUUCAGACUACAAUAUUCAGAAAGAAUCAACUCUGCAUCUUGUGUUGCGUCUCCGUGGUGGAAUGCAAAUUUUCGUGAAGACCCUGACAGGAAAGACCAUCACACUUGAGGUGGAGCCCUCAGACUCCAUUGAGAAUGUUAAGGCCAAGAUUCAAGACAAGGAGGGUAUUCCCCCAGAUCAGCAGCGUUUGAUCUUUGCCGGCAAGCAGCUGGAAGAUGGCCGCACUUUGUCUGACUACAACAUUCAGAAAGAAUCAACCCUCCACCUGGUCCUUCGUCUUCGUGGUGGUAUGCAAAUUUUCGUCAAGACCUUGACUGGAAAGACCAUUACUCUGGAAGUGGAGCCUUCAGACUCCAUUGAAAACGUCAAGGCUAAGAUUCAGGACAAGGAGGGUAUCCCCCCAGACCAGCAGCGUUUGAUCUUUGCCGGCAAGCAGUUGGAAGAUGGCCGCACUUUGUCUGAUUACAACAUUCAGAAAGAAUCAACCCUCCACUUGGUCCUCCGUCUUCGUGGUGGUAUGCAAAUUUUCGUCAAGACCUUGACGGGAAAGACCAUCACUCUGGAAGUGGAGCCUUCAGACUCCAUUGAAAACGUCAAGGCUAAGAUUCAGGAUAAGGAGGGUAUCCCCCCAGACCAGCAGCGUUUGAUCUUUGCCGGCAAGCAGUUGGAAGAUGGACGUACCUUGUCCGAUUACAAUAUUCAGAAAGAAUCAACCCUCCACCUUGUUCUUCGUCUUCGUGGUGGUAUGCAAAUUUUCGUUAAGACACUCACUGGAAAGACCAUCACUCUGGAAGUAGAGCCUUCAGACUCCAUCGAAAAUGUGAAGGCCAAGAUUCAGGAUAAGGAGGGUAUCCCCCCAGAUCAGCAGCGUUUGAUCUUCGCCGGCAAGCAGUUAGAAGAUGGACGUACCUUGUCCGAUUACAAUAUUCAGAAAGAAUCGACCCUCCAUUUGGUCCUUCGUCUCCGUGGUGGAAUGCAGAUCUUUGUCAAGACUCUUACCGGAAAGACUAUCACUCUCGAAGUGGAGCCUUCAGACUCCAUUGAAAAUGUCAAGGCCAAGAUUCAAGACAAGGAGGGUAUCCCCCCAGACCAGCAGCGUUUGAUCUUUGCCGGCAAGCAGCUGGAAGAUGGCCGCACUUUGUCUGACUACAAUAUUCAAAAAGAAUCCACCCUUCACCUGGUCCUCCGUCUUCGUGGUGGUAUGCAAAUUUUCGUCAAGACCUUGACUGGAAAGACCAUCACUCUGGAAGUGGAGCCUUCAGACUCCAUUGAAAACGUCAAGGCUAAGAUUCAGGACAAGGAGGGUAUCCCCCCAGACCAGCAGCGUUUGAUCUUUGCCGGCAAGCAGUUGGAGGAUGGACGCACCUUGUCUGAUUACAACAUUCAGAAAGAGUCCACCCUUCACCUGGUUCUUCGUCUCCGCGGUGGCCAGUAGAAACUGUUCUCAUUCAAUUUUUAAUAUUGUGAUUAGAAGCUUUUUUUCAUUUCAUGUGACUAAGCGCUUCUUUGCCAUUCCAUCAGUAUAUUACCAUAUUUCAAUGUGUUAAUUCCAAUAUUUGACUUUGUUUUUUGACAUUUUUUUCAAUAUCCUAGCAGCAAUAAAUGUCCAGCAAAUUA